Messenger RNA from Lepisosteus oculatus (spotted gar), 2262 nucleotides. It is a transcript of the gene pstpip1a, whose product is annotated as proline-serine-threonine phosphatase interacting protein 1a. The record is from RefSeq and is a predicted model, not a curated record. Gene Ontology annotation, molecular function: actin filament binding. Gene Ontology annotation, cellular component: cytoplasm; actin filament; plasma membrane. Lineage: Eukaryota; Metazoa; Chordata; Actinopteri; Semionotiformes; Lepisosteidae. Gene Ontology annotation, biological process: actin filament polymerization.
CAACUGCACAGCUCAAAACAUGUUUAGCUUCUGUGUUGUAAAAGUGUUCAAUCCUUUACCUUUUUUUAACAAAUACACACAUUUUCCCAGCACAAUUUCAGCACAGAAGUCCUAGCUGCUGUAGCAUUCAAAUAACAAUGCUUCGGUUUUAUUUGCUGUCUCUCAAGCACCCUUCUGUGGUCAAUGACAUCAUUUGACAGUUUCUUCCUCAUUUCAGUUUAACCAGUGUACCACAAGCAGUGUAGUGUUAGAGGGGUUUUGUCUUUUUUUGUGACCAUCUACCUACUAAGGAGUGAGUUUACCUUUCUGCCUCAAGCACAGGGAGUAAUAAGAGGGGUUUGGAUUUUUCUUUUUGGACUUCAAACUUCACGUUUUGAAAUUACUGUGCUGAUAGAAGAAGGAUUUUCUCCUGACAGGAUGACACAGCUGCAAUUCAAAGAUGCUUUUUGGGGCCAAGAUUUCACCAAUAACUCCGGUUAUGAGGCUCUGCUACAAAGGCUGUAUGAUGGCCGGCGAAUGUGCAAGGACAUGGAAGAUCUUCUGAAGAUGAGGGCUCAGGCAGAGGAGAAGUAUGGGAAGGAGAUGGUCACGAUAGCCCGCAAGGCUGGGGGACAAACUGAAAUAAACACUUUGAAAGCAUCCUUUGACAAACUUAAAAGAGAAAUCGAGAAUAUCGGGAAUCUGCACAUCCAGCUGGCUGGAAUGUUGAAGGAAGAAGUGAAAAGAAUGGAGCAGUUCAGAGAGAGGCAGAAAGAGCAAAGAAAGAAGUUUGAAGGUAUUAUGGAAAAAAUCCAGAAGAGUAAAGUGUCCAUGUACAAGAAAACCAUUGAGUCCAAGAGGAUUUAUGAACAGAAGUGUAAGGAAGCUGACGAGGCUGAACAAGCUGUUGAACGCGUGAGCAACGCAGCCACAGCUACCCCAAAACAGACAGAAAAGGUGCAGAACAAGGCAAAGCAAUGCAGGGAAGCGGCAAACGAGGCCGAGAAGCAGUACAUGUCUAAUGUGGAGCAGCUGGACAAGAUUCGUCAGGACUGGGAGAGCUCUCACAUGAGCACCUGUGAGGUCUUCCAGCAGCAGGAGAGCGACCGGAUCAACAUUCUGAGGAACGCAAUGUGGGUCCACUGUAACCACUACUCAAUGCAGUGCGUAAAGGACGAUGAGCUUUAUGAGGAGGUGAGGAAGACCCUUGAAGCCUGUGACAUCGCUACAGACCUGGACUUCUUCAUUCAGAUGAAAAAGACCGCCUGUAGUCCAGCAGCUCCUGUUGUGUUCGAGAACUAUUAUGACAGGGAGCCCUCUGCUGACAGCAAUGGCAGUGCGCGCUUUGCAGGAGGAGUGAUGAAAAGAUUUUCGGACCUAUUGCAAGGGAACUGUGGCUCCAGGAUGAAUGUCAAUGAAGUUUCACAGCCUGCAGCGUUGUCAACCGCGGAGAAGGCAGACGGAGUGUACGCCUCUGUCCCGGGUUGUGAACGCGGAGCUGCCGUCCCGGAGCCUCCGCUGUCCGAGUGCUACACCGUUCUGUACGAAUACGUCGCACAGAAUCAAGACGAGCUCUCCAUAUCCGUUGGGGACGUGGUGGUGGUCAUCGAGCAGGGCGAAGACGGCUGGUGGACAGUGGAGAGAAAUGGGCAGGCUGGCCUGGUCCCUGGCUCCUACCUGCAGAAAGCCUGAGGCGGGUGUCACAUUUUCAACGAGCUCUGUGCAUUGUGUACUAAAUCCCAGCUAAAGAGACACAACACUCGGAUUAUCAAGACCUUCUUAAACAGUCGCCCACUUGAACUGUGACUGAGAUGCCCGAUUUUUCUACUUGUUUUGUCUCAGAAAUCCCUGGCCUCUUGCUGCUAGAGAGAACAAGGCUCGUUACUCGAGAGCCGGGUGACAUGCAGAUCUGCGGGGUGAUUUAGUCGAGCGACGUCUGUGACGCUAAAGCACUGAGGAAACGGCCACCACCUCUCACCCGACUUCGUCUUGUCACAGACUUUAAUUAGUCAUUAGGGUUUUUCUCUUAAUUGACUGGUGAUGUCCGCUGAAAUUGGAGAUCUUAAUUCCCCUGGUUAGUGAAUCCAGCGGGUUGUGUUGAAUGUGGGUCACAGAGCGCCUGUGACAGUUUUAGAGGAUUUUAACUUUUUCCGUGAGAAUGAUUUAUAAUCAUGACACAGCAGCCAGAACUCUGUAUAAAAGCUGAAGGGAGGCCAUGUAAAUGUCCCUGGAUUACGUGUACUGUUGAUAUAAAGUUAUAUUUCAGUGUUUUUGUAUCGUAAA